CUUCCCCGGUGUUCAUGCGAACCCCGCCACGCUCUUCGACUUGGAUGGCCGGGUAGGUCCGAAAUUCAGAGCUGCACAUUCCGGAACUGUCAUCGACGAGUCAAGUCAUUUGGCGGACUUGUUGAUGAAGGAAUGCUCAGAUAUGCCUCUCACGAAGGUGCAGGGCAGGAAGACGGGACCCAUUGGCGUCACUAUUGUUGAACUUCAUCAUACCCCUAACCAUGAAGAAUAUCCGGCUCAAUUCCGCACUCUUGCACCUGUUUACGCCAGUGUGCCCAUCCUGGUCAGUUUCAUCACAUGUGUUGCGUGCCUUCUGGUUAGCGAUUGGUUCUCCUUCUCCAUGAUCCUGCUCGGCAUCAUCGUCAGCGGCAUAUCUUGCCUUGUGAUCGGCUCCGGGACGUUUCUCUUCACACACCCUGAACCUGCAGAAGGAUCCCCCCGCGGAGAUGGGAUCCUCUGCUCUGACGAGGAAAUUGUCAUUUUGAGGGGAGAGGAGGCCGCAGUGAACUCGGUCACUCGUGGCAGGUUCUCUAUCCGAUUCGACAGCGAACCUCAAUACGAGAACAUUGGGUGGUGUUCCGUUUUGCUGAUGGUUCAAUUCAUCGCGCAAUUGCUUCUCAUUCCUCAGGGCACUCUCUUCGGCCAAAUGAUGUUCGUCACAUCCCUCGCUGUCUCGUGGGCGUACAACCUCUGGCUGUCCGCAUUUGAUAAGGAGCAGAUCCAGAGAGAUAUCCUCAUGAAGAACGUUCUUCGCAAUCCGCAGCUCACUAAAUACGAACUCGGCACCCGUACCAGCAUGGUGGUGUUUGCUCUUCUUAUUUUGCAGGCGGAAGAGCCGGACAAGAUCAUGAAUUCUCUCCUGCCUAAUGACACCAAGGAAUGGAGGAAGUGGAAGGGUGCCAUCAUCAGUCGAAUCCAAAGCGCAAAAGACUUCGACUUCGACCCGGCUGACUGGGACGAUGAAAACUUCACUGAUGGAGACAGAAAACUGUUAAACGCUCUCUUCCAAGAUGCACGGGACGCCUAUGAGGGCUUCAAGAAGUACCACAGGGCGCCAGAUCACAAAAGCUUAUGAACUUGAUGACCCUCCGUAUACCUCAAUACCUCGUCUUGUACACGCAUCGUACAUAACUGUUCUUGUAUCUAGCAGUCUGUGUCCAAUCGAAGGGAACAUAUAAUGUAUCGUUACAGAGGUUAUGAAUCUUGCUGCCUUUUAACAGACCAGGGUCUCCUUUCGGGUGAACCUUAGCCCAGGUCUCCUGUGCGCCUGUUAUGUCCCCACACUUGUGCUGCGUGCGUAAUUUUCUUUGCUAGCAAUUAUCUCUCUGGUAGUGACCUCCACUCUUCCCAACGUGCCUAUUUCCCUCUUUGUCAACACGUUCAUCGACCAUCGCUCGUCAUGACACCGUGAACCUAUCGUCGCAAAUUCAAG
Pisolithus orientalis is the source of this 1432-nucleotide messenger RNA. RefSeq lists its product as uncharacterized. The transcript is spliced from 2 exons. The record is from RefSeq and is a predicted model, not a curated record. Bases 125 to 1075 code for a protein of 316 amino acids. NCBI's taxonomy places the organism in Eukaryota, Fungi, Basidiomycota, Agaricomycetes, Boletales, Pisolithaceae.